UUGAACUUUGAAAGUUGCCACUAAUUGCAAGGACCACCACCACCACCACAGUUGAUUAUUUCAAUGGAUUCUCUUUCUCACCAUAUCCCUUCUUCCCAACCUCAUCCAAGUUUCCAUCUUUCCCUCACUCAACCAACACAGUGACCCAACUCACUCCAUGCUCAUGCAAGCUUCAAUGUCAAACAUCACAAGUUCUUGUCUUCAUUGAAUUCUUCAUUUCUUCUCCCUGCAAUGCCAGGAACUAUCCUGGUUUCAGUGCUGGAAUUCAUGGAUCUUCCAUUAUCUUCAUCAACAUCCAUAAGGGCUUCCAUGGGGAAAAUAGAGUACCAAAUCACUGAUAAAGGAGACUUUUCCUUCCCUUUAACUAGCCUCCGCGACGAUUUGAUUUUGAAAAUUCAGGAUGAUGAGGGGAAUGAAAUAUCACGUUCAGGUGUUCAAAUCAGGUUGAUAUUACAGAAAGGUGUUUGGGAAGACAUCUUCCCCCUUGGGGAAGGGCACUUGAAUUUGAAGUUGCAAGUCAUCCUUAAUGAUAAAGAGCGCGACAGAAUUCGUAUGAUGAGAGAAUCUGCAUUAAAGAAAAAACAUGAUGAGCUUCUUAGUAGCAAUCGAAGAGGCGCAGAAAGUGAUACUAGUACGGUUGUUGGCAAUGCUGGAUUACCCUUCCGCACAAAUGAUGAGGUCUCAGAAUUACCAAAGGGGCACCUUCAACAUGAAGCAGCUUCCCAAUUGAAAAGUCCUGUUGGUAUCUGCGAUGACAAAGAACCUGGUACUAGAAAUGUCGUUGGGGCUAUGCUUGAUCAGCAACAGCUAAACCAAAACAUUGCAGAUCGAUAUAACGAGACCUCAUCAACAAAACCUGUGUCACAAGCAGUCAAUCUCACUCAAAUACAACACAAGGGUAAGAAGCCUGCCAAUCAAUCACCGUCUGAGAAACAGCCUCAAAGAAUUGGCAGUUCAAAAGAUAUGGCGAUUUUGUUAAGCUCGGAAAGAGUUGAUGCUCUAACAAAGAAUCUGUCAGAACCUAAUCUAAGGGAAUAUGGUCUUCAAUAUUCUGAGAAGAAGAGCACACUGGGUAGGACUCCAAGUAACGUGAGGAAAAUGAUUAGUGCUUUUGAAGGUGGUCUGCCUAAGGAUAUGAAAUCACAUAUUAAACCACCUCCAACAAAGUAUCAAGCGAGUACAACUGAUACCGAAGAAACUUCCAAGGCUCGGCACUCGGAGAUAGAUAAGUCAUGGAACACAAAGCCAGAAAACUUCUUAGAAGAAGGGGAGAAAAGUUCCUCUCUGGUACGGAACAUGCAAAAAGCCCCAGUACAUUUUGGAGAAAGUAGAGAUCACAUGAAGCAGCUUAAUAAUGUAUCACCUGAGGAAACCCAGCAGUUGAAGGAGUUGAGCACCAUAAAGACCCUAAACAAACAAACAGUUUCAAAUGACAGAAAAAGAUUCAAAGUAUCAUACAAUACAGAUAAAGAAGAAGAGAAAAGUGACAAAGUUUUGAUGAGAACAUCUGCAUUUGAAACAGUUACAAUGUCAGGAACGAUGCCUGAGAAGCAUUCACCUCAAAAAUUGGAUUCGGUUGCGCACUUUGGUGACAAGUAUCACUCUUUUGAAAGUUCUGGAGUCUGGAUAUUUCCAGAAGAACCAAAAAAGAUUUGUAUAACAACUAGUAGUAAAAAUGUAAUGGACAGAGUGGAAAGUCAGGCUACAAAGCGCUUAAGCCAUCAAAGAAGUUUGGAAUCCUCAAAAAUAGAAAACAUUGAAAAGAAUGCAGCACACGCUGGCACUAGAACUGAGGGGAGCAAGUAUGAAAAAAUACAGGAAAUUGAAGAUUCAAAGACCAAGACUUCUGAUGAUAAUGGAGAUGAUGAUUCUGGAGGGCCAAUUCAUCAGGUACUUAAAAUUGCAAUCAUGGUCGGGUUUGGGAUACUUGUUCUCCUUACCAGACAGAGAAAAAGAAGAACGAAGGAGAAGACGACCUGAGAAUCAACUCAUCAAAUCUCAACUUCUUCAACAAAGUUCUUGGUUCUUGCUGAGAACACUUAAUUUUGUCAAAGGCUAUUGGUUCUUGCUGUUGGUGGGCCGGCACACUUCUUACUAGUUAACACUCUUCACUCGUCGAGAUCUUUCCAGAUGGAAGAGAAAGUGAGUGUGAAUUUAUAAAAACCAUUUCUCAUUAGUCGCCACUCUUCCUAUACUGAUUUGCAUAUCUGUCGAUCAAAAUACAUUGCCUCCAACAAUUGUAAAACAGGAUGUCAAGCUUGAAACAUUAAACAAUCACUUCACAAGAGGCAACCUAUGUUUUCUUCUUUUUAUGUACCUUUUUUUCCUUUCUAUUCUUAUUAACUCCUCUGUUUGUUGUAGAUUGCCUUUAUUUUGUUCUUAUAUGUAGUGAGUUUUUUUCA
Molecule: messenger RNA, 2402 nt
Organism: Lotus japonicus
Lineage: Eukaryota; Viridiplantae; Streptophyta; Magnoliopsida; Fabales; Fabaceae
Exons: 12
Coding region: 232-1980 (582 amino acids)
Source: RefSeq, a predicted model, not a curated record